GCUCGAUUUAGUCGGUGUAACGCACUCGACGCGAACAGACUAAACGUAAAUAAACAUUUUGAAUACGAAAUAAAUGAAUAAAAUUAAGCACAAAACAUAAAUUAAAAAGGAAAUAAAUUAUAAUAAAAUAAAUUAUAAUAAAAUAAAACCAUCUUAGGCUCCAAGUUGUACGCCGCGAUCAGCAGUUUCCAUACGACACUCAGCGCACUUUUCACCUUUCUUUCAGUCAGCCUUAUUAGUUGUUUUGUUAUUGUUGUUCUGCAUUGAAAAACGCGUGUUUUUUUUUUAAGCGCAAACGUCGAGACGACUGGGAAGACAGACACCGCAGCACAACAUAAAGGUGGUUUGCGAGCUGACAAGAACACGCCAGCUGCCACUUGGCCAUUGCAGCGCAGCGCCAUUCUAAUUGACGUCUGCAGUGAAAAUUUGGGAAAAGCAGACCACGUUGCAUUUAGAUUUCUUUUCGCAGAUUUAGCAUACAUUGCCACACACAGAACCGUUAGCGACGCUGCCGGCUGCUAUUAUCGGCGAACACUUCCCAGCCACGCAUUUUUGCAGCAUUCUUGUUGUUGUUGCUCUCGUUGUGCGUGGGGCUGUAAAAAUAACGAAGCGUCGUACUGUGUUGGCACUUCUGAGAUCACAUUUCUUUUGUUGUUGUUGGUGUUGUUGAUCGUGCUAUAUAAAAUCUUUUUAUACGCGCCACUUUUUGUUGCUAUUGUACGGGUGAAUUUACGCGGCGACAACAACCAGUUGACCGCAUUUGGCGCCAAUGAAAAAUUACAACAACAGCAACAGAGCGGCGAACACAAAACGUAAAGAAGGAAAAUUCGGAGCGCGGUUCGCGUGAUGCGUGAAAAGUGAAAGUGCAAUGAAGUGUAUUUUCUAAUUGGCAAACAACAACAAAACACAACUACCAAUUCAAUGAACAUUAAAAGUGUGUAGCAAAAAAAAAAAAAUUAAUAAAAAAAAAAUACUAAUAAAUAAAAUUUGAGAAAUAAUUUUGAAAUUUUUUUACGAAAAAUUUUUUUGCUAAAUAUUCAAAACAAAAAUUAUAAAUUAACCACUUUCUCAAAUCAAACAACCGUUAUUCGUUCACUAACAAUACGAGAACCAAUAUCCAAACAAUGACGGCAAAACUGAAAUCUGAAUGUAAUGAGAAGGCAAAGGAGAGUAUCAGCGAAGAGAAGUUAAAAGAUUUGCUCACCGAACAGUUGGAACGUGUUGGCACUGGCGGCGCUUUUGUUUGGAGCCUCUUUUUUCUCUGCGUUACACCGAACAUACUCAAUGGCUUUCACGUGUCUUCCUACACACUACUGGGCCACUUACCCGAAGAUCAAUGGUGUGCCGUCGGCAAUCUGAAGUCGACCAAUUGGACCGUGGAGCAACAGCGUAACAUAGCACAGAGUAAUCUCAAUACAGAUGGUUGCACCAUAUGGCAGUAUGACUAUCCGAAACUGGCGGCUAUGACUUACGAAGAGGCACUGCACUACACCACACAACAAACGGCGAACGGCAAGCCGGCAGAGAUACCAUGCAAAAUGGAAGGUGAAUACGCGUAUACAGAUGCCGAGACCACAUUUGUGGCCGACUGGGAUUUGGUAUGUGAGAAUGCCAUACAACGUACCACAGCGCAGGUUGCCAUAUCGUUGGGAAAAUUUUUCGGCUCCUUCUCGUUUGGCAUAUUCGCAGAUAGAUUUGGUCGCAAAACUGCCUUCACUGUAGGCGCUAUCCUUUACAUUGUGGCGAGCUUAUUAUGCACCUUUUCACCGUGGUAUCAGCUCUUCUUAGUGGGCCGUUUUGGUUUGGGUGCGGCCUCCUCGGCGCUCUUCUAUCCCGCUUUUGCAAUGAUUGUGGAGAACGUGUGCCUGCGACAUCGCUCCUGGAUGUCGAUCGCCUUUUCGGGCUCCUAUCCAAUUGGCUUGAUCAUGCUUGCGGCGAUCGCAUAUCUGGUGCCACAAUGGCGCUAUGUGCAGUUGGCGCUCACAAUGCCGGCGCUUUUGCUCUUCUUUAAUUGCUAUUUGAUGAAUGAAUCGCCACGUUGGCUUAUAACGAAGAAACGCUACGCUCAGGUCUACAGAAUUUUAUUCAAAGAGGAAUGCCAUUAUGAAAUUCAGAAAGCGCCCAUUGAAGCCAACACCGAUAAGAAAGCCGAGGCACAGCCUGAGGCAGCGACAACACUUUGGGUUAAAUUAAGAGAAGGCCCAUUCAAACAAUUCCAUGAACUUUUUGGCACAUGGAAGGUGCGUCGUCUCAUAUUUACCGCAUAUUUUAUGUUUUGUGUCACCUCACUCAGUUACUAUGUCACAGCGCUGAAUGCCGCCAAUAUGUCGGUGAGUCGUUUCAUUUAUGUUGGCAUUACCGGUAUAGUGGAUCUGCCCUCAUAUCUGUUGCCGGUAAUAAUGUUGCGUUUCACGGGUCGUCGCACGACUACAAUGUCACUGUUUAUGCUAACCGGAGUGGCCUUAUUGAUGGUGUUGGCUGUGCCCAGCGACAAUGCUGUAUGGAUAAUAUCCUUUGCUAUGUUGGGUCGUUUCGGUAUUACCGCUACAUAUUCCAUUGUUACCCUAUAUACUGCCGAGCUAUUUCCCACCGAAAUAAGAAAUUCUGCUUUAGGCACAUGCUCAACGUGGGCGCAUGUGGGCUCCAUCUCAGCGCCAUACGUGGUGGAUGUGCUGGGCUUACUUGGCUGGUAUAUUCCAACGACUAUUUGCGGUUGCUGUGUGUUAGUAGCCGGUCUGCUCACGCUCACUCUACCCGAAACCAGUACCCACAAACUGGUGGAUCGCGUUGAGGAAGUACCCUCUGAAUCGGAAUCGAGCACUGAAGACAACACAACUUCUACUACUGUGGCCAAAGCGAAAGAAAUCGAAAGUUCUAAUAAAAUUUAGUUUUUUUUUUUUAAUACAUACUUAUUUUUGCACAUACACAUAUUUCUUAUAUAUAAGUACAUACAUACAUAAGUAAAUAAUUAUAAAAUAUUUACACUUGUGUCAAUUAGAAAUUGCAAUAGGUUUGCAAAUGUUCCAUUGUUUGUAUUUUAAGAUAGCUUAUAAAUUAACAACUAAGAUAAACGCAACAUAUUAUGGCUAGUGUUAUAUAUUAUAUAUAAUUUAUAUAAUUUGAGUGAUUAAAU
Bactrocera latifrons is the source of this 3133-nucleotide messenger RNA. RefSeq names its product organic cation transporter protein. The record is from RefSeq and is a predicted model, not a curated record. The transcript has 9 exons. Lineage: Eukaryota; Metazoa; Arthropoda; Insecta; Diptera; Tephritidae. Gene Ontology annotation, cellular component: membrane. Bases 1125 to 2888 code for a protein of 587 amino acids. Gene Ontology annotation, biological process: transmembrane transport. Gene Ontology annotation, molecular function: transmembrane transporter activity.